AUUUUUCUUUCCGAGAAAAUUCGAGAAAAAUAAUCUGGGACAAAAACCAUCGUUCAUUUCUUAUAGAGUGACUUGAGUGAGGGAAAAGCUUUCUACACGAAACUAGUCUCCAGCUUUUUGCUCUGUAUUUGUCCAGAUUUGUUUGUUGUUGAGGCCAACAUUUGAAGAUAUUUUCAAGAAAAUGGGAGUGAAAGUAGCAACAAGCUCCACCUUCCAUCAAUGGGUGGCUCAUCCUAUAGUUCAUCAUUCCUCUUCCCUUUCUCAAACCCUAGCUUCCUCCGCCGUUUCUUCUCCUUCAAGACGACGGAUCAUCGGAAACGACGGACGUUCUUCUCUGUCUUGUCGUUCCGUGAUGCAGAGCCAGAGGCUUAAUCCUUCUUCUCCCUUCGGCACUUCUUCGACAAAUCUCCGUCACUCCAAGUCCUGUGAGCUCUGGGAAUCAACAAAACGACCUAAAACACAGUUGAUUCGCAGAGCUUUUAGCGCAAACGUCGAUCCGUUUUCCGAGGAAGAGUUUGCGAAAAAGAUGCAGGAGCUAACUCUCAAAUUCCAAGUCUCUAACGAAGAAGAAGACAACGAAUCGGAUACACGCAUUGACGAUUACACUCGAAAGAUGGACAUAGUAGGAAGCCAUAAUAAUUUCAGGUCAGAUUCAAUGGAACCGCCAUGGCCAGAGAUGGUGCAAAUGUCAAACAUCGAGAGGAAAGCAAACAGUGUAGAUCUUCCUCUUUCGCUUAGGAUCAUAAAGAGAAAGUUACAGAUGGAGGAAGGAGUUUUAAACCAAGUCGGAGAAUCAGCUUGUUGCUCUGUUAAGAAAGCUUUCUCUUCAAUGGUGUUUAUGAUUAGAGAACUUCAAAGCUUUACGUUACACAUGAGAGAGCUUCUUCUCUUCGAAGAUUUGCAAGGAAUUCUUCAUCGUGUGAGAAAAGAAAUGCAAGCGUCGUUCGUUUGGUUGUUUCAACAAGUUUUCUCUGCUACUCCUACUUUGAUGGUCUCUGUUAUGAUCCUUCUCGCUAAUUUCACGGUUUACUCUAUUGAGAGCAACUCUGCUUUAGCCGCCGCCGUAAGUCCCCCGACAACCCUCUCUUUCAGCUUCGAAACGACGGCGGAGAUAAGUGAAACUCAAGAAACGAAUCAGAAAUUCGAUUCUUCAAUGGUUAAGACGUUCUCUGUUUCUUCUCCUUACGGGAAAACAUCUUUUGUCGGUGGUGGCGGCGGGAACAAUAUACCACCGCCGGUACAAAGCGGAACAGAUGGUGAUGGAUCUGAUCAGUUUAGAAAAUCUCAAUUCUCAUCAUCGUCUCUGGGUGCAACAAGUGCGGAUUCAGAUGUAUCUGUGUCAGGGCAAGAAGAGAUCAGACUGUGGAAUUCGAUAUUGGAGGAAACUGCGAAAAUGGAAACGUUGGAUCACGAGACGAUGAAGGGGAUGGUUUCUCCGGUGGAAGCUCGAUUAGAAGCAGAAGAAUCCAUGGAUUACUUCAAGACAGAGCUUCUUUACCAAACGGGAUUGUCUCAGGAGCCUGGAAACGUUCUCCUUCUUGCUAAUUACGCACAGUUUCUCUACCUUAUCAUUCAUGACUACGACAGGUUGGAGUCUUGCAAGUUGAUACUAACUGUCAGAAGUAGCCGUGGAAUGGUAGAUAUUUUAUUGCAAAUUAGGGAGCCAUAGAGAUAUUUUAAGCUAGAAAUUGUCAUAAUCAAAUCACCAUAAGAACCAAUCGGAUAGGCUUUAAAUUGAGUGAACCAGUUCUCUUUACCCCUUAAGAGAAAGAAGCCAACUAGUAAGUGAAUAUCUACAUCUUCCAUUUUCAGAAUAAAAUAGGGAAUAAUUUAAAAAUGUUGUCACUCACUAUAGGGAUUGAUAGUUCUCUUUCCCAAAGAGUUUGUCUUUUAGCCAGAGUCUUUUUUGGGGGUGGGUUCCCAACAAAGAAAAAAAUAAGCUUGGUUGAUGAUACUUGACAGUGGAGUAUGUGGUGUAAUUUUGAAGCUUGAGUCUUUAGACCAAUGUUACAUUAUUUCUUCAUCCACCAAUAGUGUUGUUAGGUAACAAUUCUCUAAAAUGGGUAAAACAGUGUUUUAGAUAUUUUGGUGAUCAGUCUCUUGAUAAUAUUUUGACAUUUUAGCUAAGCGGUUCCAUUUUAGACAGUUCCUCAUUUGAUACAUCUGUCACAUUCUAUAAACCAAAACCCAAUUCACUUACGUUUUCUCACUUACCCUUUUGGCCUUAUUCAAUCCAUAUCUUAUCUCUACUCUAUGUCUAUAUCUAACGUGGCUUCUUUUGGUUUGUUUGGUGAAAACAGAGCGGAAAAGUAUUUCAAGAGAGCAGCAAAAGCAGAGCCAGCGGACGCAGAGGCAUUGAACAAAUAUGCGACGUUUCUGUGGAGAGCGAGAAACGAUAUUUGGAGAGCGGAGGAAACCUACUUAGAAGCGAUCUCCGCUGAUCCAACAAACUCAGUCUACUCCGCAAACUACGCACAUUUCCUCUGGAACACCGGUGGUGAUGAAACGUGUUUUCCUCUCGACGCUCCAUCGCAACAGAACAACACCACAUGAAUAAAGAGUCACAACAAUUUGUGUAUGUACAGUGUGUUUUUUGCCUAUACAAAACUCAUGUCAUGUGGCAAACUUUUUUUUGUUUUUGUGAACCAAAGACUUUAGUUUAUAUAUGCACAUAUUUCGAGUUUUGAUUAAUUUUUUUUUUUAACAUACUCGGACUUGUUCUUUCGUGAACAAAA
Arabidopsis thaliana (thale cress) is the source of this 2735-nucleotide messenger RNA. Its product is annotated as Tetratricopeptide repeat (TPR)-like superfamily protein. The transcript is spliced from 3 exons. Bases 182 to 1669 code for a protein of 495 amino acids. The record is from RefSeq and is marked reviewed. NCBI's taxonomy places the organism in Eukaryota, Viridiplantae, Streptophyta, Magnoliopsida, Brassicales, Brassicaceae.